AUGUCCAUUUACUCUUCCUCCUCCUCACUCCAGCAUACUCGUUCUGCAGGUCAGAUACGCAGCGAUUACUCUCCUCGUUAUGACAGGGCACAGCGCCCCAGUUACGACACUCCUACUUCGACACCCCGACCCGCUUAUACUAAUAGCCACUCCUUAUUGUUCAGUAUUAGUCCCCGGGAUACUCAAUUCCUGCAUGGCGGAAGCUCAAAUGUGAACCGGGGAUUGUAUAAUCACAGUCGCAACAGCGCUAAAAGCGAUGUAUCCAGGUCUCCAUACCCCAUGACCAAAGGGACCUCCGUACGCGAUGUUCCUUUCUUCUUCAUUCUCCUCUUUAGCGCUUGCUUCCAGGAUAGUUCUAGUUCAUUUUCGUAUUCUGAAAAGCUUGACACCUCUCCAAGAUCUAGGAUGUCAGACUUUCGAUUCCCUCAGUCCAAUGUUGACAGCCAGCUUCGGCACAAGCACCGGCCCAGCCCACUCAGCCUAGAGUCACCCUGGCAUAACUCAACACCUGCGCUAUACAAUUCAGGCGGACAAGGAUCUCUUCCUGUUCAGAGUGUAUAUGCAGGCACUCUUGAUGCCCUGCACACUGGGUCAUCAAGGAGGUCCCACCGCCCCGCGAGUGUAGUUCGGACGCACGACUCAGCGGAUGACACUCCCGAAACACCACGCACCCGGGCGAAUAUUAUGCGCAAUGUUGCGCCCAUAUUUGCCAGGAUCAAUAGUCGCGCAGCAGCCAUUGGUGUGAUGGCUACACAGGACGGAGACUUGAUCUAUCACCACAAGUAA
Messenger RNA from Desarmillaria tabescens, 786 nucleotides. RefSeq lists its product as uncharacterized. Lineage: Eukaryota; Fungi; Basidiomycota; Agaricomycetes; Agaricales; Physalacriaceae. The record is from RefSeq and is a predicted model, not a curated record. Bases 1 to 786 code for a protein of 261 amino acids. The transcript has 3 exons.